Molecule: messenger RNA, 213 nt
Organism: Plasmodium coatneyi
Lineage: Eukaryota; Apicomplexa; Aconoidasida; Haemosporida; Plasmodiidae
Exons: 1
Coding region: 1-213 (70 amino acids)
Source: RefSeq, a predicted model, not a curated record
AUGACGUCCUUCCUAGAUGUCCAGAGGAAACAAAAUCCCCGAGAGGAGUUUUACAGGAACCUUCACAAUACCCUUUACAAUACCCUUCACGAGGUGAACAUGUCGACCCUGAACUUCGCAUCGAACUCCCUCAAUGCAGAGUUUCAGAGCGCAAUUUUGAAAAACUUCAAUGAAAUGUUUUCCGCCAAAAAUGUGAAGAAGUAUGCUCAAUAA